Messenger RNA from Knipowitschia caucasica, 684 nucleotides. NCBI's taxonomy places the organism in Eukaryota, Metazoa, Chordata, Actinopteri, Gobiiformes, Gobiidae. The record is from the annotation of a GenBank genome assembly.
AUGAGUGGAAAAUGCUGCGACAAGUGCCCUGCAGGUGAAUAUAUGGAACAGCCCUGCUCUGAUACACACCAAACCAGCUGUAAGCCCUGUCCGUCAGGCUUCUUCUCAGACCAGCCCAGUUUUUUUGACCGAUGUGAAGAGUGUCGUUCCUGUAAACAAGAGUACUCUCGCGUAUGUACCCCCACCACAGACGCUGAAUGUUCAUGUGGCUCUGGCUUCCUGUGCUCUGACGAUAUGUGCUCUACUUGUGAGAAAGGAAACAGUUUUGGAAGUGAAAAACUACAACCAACAGUAAAUACAGCUGUUGGUGUUGCUGCCAAAAACCUGACUGAAAACAGUAAAAAGGCGUCUCAAUGUCAGAAUCAUGAAUACUUUGAUAAGAAGAAACUCUUCUGCAUCCCAAUAACACAGUGCAGUGCCCACAACCUCAUUGAAAUAUUCGCUGGUAACAAAACCCACAAUGCGAUAUGCCAGUCACAAGAGAUACAGAAUAUAUAUAUUGUUGUGUUCACUGGAUUUGCAAUGCUCCUUGUUGCCAUUUUGGUGGUUUUAUCUUAUCACUUGAUGAAGAAAAUAAAAAAGAUCAAAGAUUCUAAAGCCACCAUGGUCACCACUGAUGAGAACUUACCACUGCCAAUGGAGGAAACAUCAUUCCCUGAAAACAAUGUGGAACAUUUUGGAUAA